Messenger RNA from Austrofundulus limnaeus, 1541 nucleotides. RefSeq names its product integrator complex subunit 15 (gene ints15). NCBI's taxonomy places the organism in Eukaryota, Metazoa, Chordata, Actinopteri, Cyprinodontiformes, Rivulidae. The record is from RefSeq and is a predicted model, not a curated record.
CCCGAGCAGGCUUCCGUAAACCCGGAAGUUGUUCUGCUGUGUCCGCUUGGUCUUGUUGUUGGCUUGUUUUUAGUCAUUUAAGGGUCGUUUAAAGCGGUCCUGAUGGGUGAUAUCCGUCAGUCUUUGUUGCCUCGGGAUGUCCUGAGUGCUGCCAAAGAGCUGCUGUACCACCUGGACAUCUACAUCUGUAACCUGGUGCAGUCCGGGAGGCAGCCCCCUCAGGUCGACGCCAAAACCCUAGAGCUGGUCGAGGAGUUCAUUCUGCAUGCCCCCAAAGACAGGAACGCCCCAGCCAGGAAGAUGAGCGCUCUCCAGGAGCUCCAGCUGCUGGAGAUCAUGUGCAGCUGUUUCCAGGAGCAGAGUCGGGACACGGUCCGUCAGCUCAUGUUCUCUGCCCUCUUUCACAUUCAAGGAAACCAGGCGGACGAAAGUCGCAUGGUGCUGUUGGGCAAACUCGUUUCCAUGGCUGUCGCUGUGGGCAGGGUUCCGAUUUUGGAAUGUGCUGCUACCUGGUUACAGAGAACCCACCGUGUGUACUGCGUGCGCCUGGCGCAGGUGCUGGUUGACGAUUACUGCAGCAUGGUACCGGGCUCUGUGCCCACCCUGCAGAACAUCCACAGCAUGAGUCCACGCUUCUGCUGCCAGUUCAUCACAGCCGUCAGCACUUUGUACGACCUCAGCUCAGAAGAGCUCGUCCCUCCACUUGAACUCCUCCAGAUGAUUGUGUCGUGGAUCCAAGAAGACCCCCGCCUCGUUCUGAUCACCUUCCUGAACACGCCCCUGUCUGGCAGCCAGCCAAUCAGCUCUCUGGACGUCACGCCGUUGGGCAGCUUGGUCCGCUGGUGUGUCAAAGCUCCGCUGGCCUACAGGAAUGAGAAGAAGCAGGUGCUGGCUAACAGGAGUGCUGACAGCGAACCAGACCCACGGCCUCUGUUCUCUGCUCUGCAUUUAAGUGUCCUACAGGUCUUUAUGCUUUUGCCCAACGUUCUGAACGAGAAGGGGCUUUUCGGUCGCCUGGCGCUGCUCCAGAUGGAAUCCGUGGCGGCCCUGACCUCUGACCUGUCCCGCCUUCUGGACCAGGCCGACAAACACGCGCACACAUCAGCGGCUGGAGCACAGGUGCCGCCCCAGCUGGCCCUGGACCGGCUGGCACAGGCCCUGCAGGUGGCCAUGGCCAGCGGAGCCCUGCUCUGCUCCAGAGUUUGCUCCAGUUGGUUCUGUCCGGCCCGGUGAUGUACUACAACAACAUCCACACCCCUCCUCUAGCCUACAGCCCCCACGCGGCUCAUUCACCCAUCGCCUCGCACGCCCCGCUCCCCACACGCUCCCCACACACACCUCUGACCUCCCACGCCCAGUACCCCGCUCAGCCGUUCAUGUCGGGGAUGCCGUUCGCCUUCCGACCCGGCCACUGAGACCCGGGCGGAGCCGACCGGACCGCAGGCGUGGCGUGGUGAGAGGAUGCUGAGCAUGCGCUGGACUUCUCUGUGUUCUGGUUUUCACUCCAGACGUGCUCGUUGAAUAAAUAUUUUUUUAUUUAA